ACACAAACCAGGAGCUCGGAUAUCCAUUUCAGCCGUGCGACAGGUAUAACAUGCUCUUUCACUUUGGAGUAACUUCGGCCAAGUCGGUGGGAAUCUUGUGACACACUGUGUGUCCCGAAGCGGCGUGACAAGUUGGGAGAAGGGGAAAAAACGCUCUGGCAUCACUAUUUUUAAAUGGGUACGGCGAGAUUUGGGGGGCGUGGACGGUAGAGGAGCAGCAGUGAGCAUGUUGGCUCCUGGCUGCAGCUCCAGUGUGGUGAUGUGCCGGGUGCAGGAACUGGACUACGCGUAGACUGAGCGGCUGUUGGACGCGGAACCGGGAGGUUGCCGUCAAUUUUCGGCAGCCGACUUUCUGUCAUUUUGAAGCCCGUUUUGGAUCAUUUGGAUUUAUCUUUUCAUCGCACUGUCGUUCGGCGAUACAGAGGACUACAAGGAAGCGGGAUCAGCCGUGAAAACGACGCAGCAGCUGCCGUGCGUAACGGACGAAAUCUGGGAAAGCAGCUAUUUGAAUGACAAUAGUUUGAGCAACGGCAAGCUUAUUUGUUAAAGAACUCCUUAUUAUUCGGAUUGACUGUGCAUGGUAGCCUAAGUCAAUUACAUGCUAAGAUGACGUUUGGGAUUUGAAAGCUGUUGAAGUGAAACUGAAGUGAUCCCAAUGUGUAAAUAUUGACAGGUGUUACAGUCAUACUGUCCGUCAGGCUGAGCCUUUAAUUCACUUACAGCUCUGUUUUUAUGUCUGCAAACACCGCGGACAAAACGGGUUUAGGUUAACUAACAGUUGGUAUGGAUAAUCCGCACACUAUUUAAUUCAGUUACCUUUACUUCGCUAAUACUCAAAGAUAGGACAUUGUUUUAGCGACCUUAUCAUGAGUUUGAAACGCCGCAUGGGAAAGUAACCAUUACUUAGACUUUUCCCCACCAAGUUGUAGCCAAUCUGGCAACAGCCAAAAUGACAAGCAACGGACCUGUUAUCGUUUUCGAGUGGCUGAAGACCCUCCAGCUUGCCCAGUACGUCGAGGCUUUUGUGGAUAAUGGAUAUGACGAUCUGGAGGUUUGCAAACAAAUAGGCGACCCCGACCUGGAUGCCAUCGGCGUCUACAUGCCUCACCACAGGGAGAGGAUUCACGACGCGGUGAGAAGGCUAAAAGAUGAAGCCAACGAGACGGCCAGUGGACUCUACUUCACCCUGGAGCCGAUGCCACCCGCAGCUGAGCUUUAUACCAGUCACAUGGUGGACCAGUACGAGUCCAAACUGCGGGGAUCCAAGUCCUGGACAGAGCCCAACAGUGAGCGGGUUGGGCGCAACGGUGGGUACAUGGGCGCGCAGAGGAACCUGACGCUGGGCAACAGGAGGGAGCUGGUGAUUUACCCCAAGCUGAAGCUGAAGAUCAUGAUCAGGGAUAAGCUCAUCAGAGAUGGCAUCAACCUCUCAAAGCCGCCCUACUCUAAUAAGGAUGGUUCUUUGGGCAACAUAGAUGACCUCGCCCAGGAGUACUCUGAGUACUACAACACCUGCUUCAGUGACGUUAGUGACCGCAUGGAGGAGCUUCGCAAAAGACGAGUCUCCCAGGAGCUUGACAUGGAGAAACAGGAUCCAAGCACCACCUCCCAGCAGCUUCGUACUGAGAUCCAGGAAUCAUUAGGCUUCAGCAGUGAGGUGUCCACUCCAGAAACAGACAGAAAAAUGCCCCUGCACAAAUCCAGCUCUGAAGAUGGAUCUGGAGGUAAAUGGGACAAUAAGAAGAAAAACAAGUCUUUUUGGCAGAACUUCCGCAAGUCUCAGCACAAACCAGUCAUGCGACAGACAUCCAAAGGAGAAGACAUAGGCUAUGUGGCCAGUGAGAUCACCAUGAGCGAUGAAGAGCGAAUCCAACUGAUGAUGAUGGUGAAGGAGAAGAUGAUCACAGUGGAAGAAGCUCUAGCUCGGUCUCGUGAACAGUCAGACGAUGAGCAGUCUGAGGACUCUGUGAAGUUCAAACGGCUUCACAAGCUGGUUAACUCUACGCGCCGCGUCAGGAAAAAGCUCAUCAAGGUGGAGGAGGGCAAGAAACAUGGCUCUGAAGAUUUUCUGAAUCUGCGGUCACCUCCCACCUGUGAGAACAACACAGCUCUGUAUACAGGGGUCCUGAAGAGGCCCCCUCGGCCUCAGGAGAGCUCUCUCACCCAGGAUCAACUCUCUCUGGAUGGAGACACAGACAGCCUGACCAACUCCCCCUCCUCCAGCAGCCUGGACACCUGGUCCGGACACAAGCUGGUCAAGACCUUCAGUAAAUCUUCCAGUACCCACGGUCUCAUCCGACCCCCCAAGAGAACCCCAGUCGACUCUACAGGCCUGGGAGACUCCAACUCGGGCGUAGGAGGCAGCGGCUCUUCCUUUUCAGAGCUGGAUGGCUGUGGAUUGGACGAAGAAGGAAAGCUGUCACGCUCCACAACCGACAGCGAGAUGCGGAAGGCUCUGAACUCCAUCUCCCAUGGGAGAACGUGCAGCUUCGGGGGCUUUGACCUGUCUAACCGUUCUCUCCAUGUGCUCAACGUGGGCUCAGAGGCCAAUCAUAAAGAGCAGGAGGCCAUAUACAGAGAAGUGGUCAAAUCCCCCACCACCUCUCGGAUCUCACUGGGCAAGAAGGUCAAGUCGGUCAAGGAGACGAUGAGGAAACGCAUGUCGAAGAAGUACAGCAGCUCCUUUUCUGAGCAGUCCAGUCCCGAUGGAGCCCCUGGCUCCCCUCAGUCCCCUCAGCCUGACACCGACUCUCUGGAGAAGCCGAAGCUUAAGGCCGGAGGAUCGGUGGAAAGUCUGCGAAGUUCACUCAGCGGACAGAGUUCAAUGAGUGGUCAGACUGUGAGCACCACUGACUCGUCAGCCAGUAACAGAGAAAGCGUGAAGUCCGAGGAUGGUGAUGACGAGGAGCCGCCUUACAGAGGGCCGUUCUGUGGCCGCGCCCGGGUCCAUACAGACUUCACCCCCAGCCCGUACGACUCAGACUCCCUCAAACUGAAGCGCGGUGAUGUGAUUGACGUCAUCAGUAAGCCACCCAUGGGAACGUGGAUGGGUCUGCUGAACAACAAAGUGGGCACCUUCAAGUUCAUCUACGUGGAUGUGCUGGUUGAAGAAGAGGAGAAACCCAAGAGGCCUGUAAGGAGAAGGAGGAAGGGCCGACCCCCCAAGCCCUCAUCAGUGGAGGACUUGCUGGAGCGCAUCAACCUCAAGGAGCACAUGCCCACUUUCCUAUUCAACGGCUACGAGGACCUGGACACGUUCAAGUUGCUGGAAGAGGAGGACCUGGAUGAGCUGAACAUCAAAGAUCCUCAACACAGAGCCGUGCUGCUCACCGCCGUAGAGCUGCUACAGGAGUAUGACAGCAGCAGUGAUCCAGAGCGCAGCGGCCUGUCGGGCUCCCAGGAGAAGCUGCUGUCUGAGGGCCGGGGGCUGGUGGGAGACUCCCCGCGAGACUCCGGCUGCUACGAGAGCAAUGAGAACCUGGAGAAUGGUAAGAGCAGGAAGGCAUCCCGUUCCAGUCGUUCUCCCGACUACCCCACCCUGCCCAUGACCCUCUCAACAGAAGCUCUGCAGCAGAACAACAAGAACCAGCGCAAGUUCCCAAAAAGCUUUUUCAUCAAACCCUCCCUGAAGGGCUUCAACCUGCUGGGGCUGCGCAAAGCCCAAAGACGGUCCCCCAUCCCGGCCAGCCGGAGCUGUGAGGACCUGGACGGACCCCUGCAGACCACCGCCCCCUGGAAGCGCUCCCACUCUCUGGGGGAUAUGCACUGGGAGCAGAGCUUUGAGCAGAAGGAUCUGAGUGUGGAGCUUAACAGUGCCAAGAAAGAACCUAAAUCAGGCAGCAGUAGCCCCACCAAGGCCUGCAGAGAUGAGGGUUCCCCAGCUCAGAGCAGGACUCCAACAGUGAGCCCAAAAGGAAGACCCCCCCUGCCCUCCCAGCUGCCUCUUCGUCCCCCUCCCCAUACCCGCAGUCCUCCAGAGCUCCUCUCAAGUCCCACUCCAAGUCCGCCUGAGUCAAGUGGGGAGAGGGUGAUCCGGACUCACGCCAAGAAGCCUCCAGUCCCUCCCCCCGUUCCCGCUAAGAAGUCGAGGGAAAGACUGGUCAACGGCCUGCGUCACCCCCCUCUCUCCCUGCCCUCUUCACCAUCACCCACUCCCUCCCCGACCCACUCCCUCAACCGCUCUCACCCCAGCAGCCCUGUAAUCCGCAGCAGCAGCGGCAGCCCGAGCUUCGGGGCCCCUGCUCUGCCUGCCAAGAGCCCCAGCACCCCCGCCAGCCCCUGUGCCACCUCCUCCUCCUCCUCCUCCUCCAUGGGCGAGGACUCAGGCACUCCCCCAGCUGUGCAGCCCCCAUGGUUCUCAGAUCUGGGGGGCAAGGUGGCUGUUGCGAGGAAGGUCUCCCAUGCCAAGAUGGGCCCUGACCUGCUGACCCUCCUGGAACAACGGCUGGAGGCCGAGGGCAUCGAUCUCACUGAGGAGCCCUACUCUGACAAGCAUGGCCGCUGUGGCAUCCCCAAGCCGCUGGUGCAGCGUUACUCCGAGGACUUGGAGCAGCCUGUGAAGGACGUGGCCUCCACCCUGGACCAGCUCCGAGUCAAAGAGCUCCGUAAACAACACCGCAUGGCCAUUCCUUCUGGAGGUUUGACAGAAAUGUGCCGGAAGCCUCUGCCCUCAGCUAACAUCAGCACAGUUUCUGAUUGGCUCACCUCCAUCGGCCUCCCCAUGUACGCCACACCUCUGGCGGCGGCGGGAAUCGACACGCUGAGGGGCGUGGCCUUGUUAACAGAGAGCGGUGUGUGGGAGGCGGGGGUGCGAGAUGAGAGACACGCCCGCCGCCUGGUCAGUGAGGCCCGAUUGGUCGGCGCCCACAGAGAGGGGCAGUCCUAACAUGCUGCUGCAGUCGGAUAAAAUAACAGGUAUCAACUCACUGGUCAGCAUCAUUUUUUUUUUUUUUUUAACACAUGGUCAGUGUGCGGCCAAAGAGAAAUCGGCCACAGGACUCGCAGAUCGAACGAGUGACCGCAGCAUUGCAGUACUUCCUGUCUCGCAUGUGUCAAAGACUGAAAGUUUUUUCUCAAAUGUUUACGGCACUGAGGAGAUUCUCCUGCAGCCAAGUCAAGAUAUCAGAUGCCUUUUUAAAAGAAGACUGUAGACUCACUCUGUGGGAUGGCUUCCUUUCUGAAGACACCCCCAAAGUCUUAAAAAUAAAGACUUGGAUCCGCCUUGAAGGAAGAUAGCACACUCUUUUGUAGGAUGGAUGUUUUUUAAAUACAGAAAGACGUUUUACUUCCUGCAUAUUUCAUAAGUGCUUCGUUUUCAUCUUUUGUGGCGAGGCAACGUUCUAUGACUGUCUUUUAAGGAAGUCGCUCGGCCAAAGUGAUUUACUCCUCAUUCAGCGUUUCAUUCACACUAAUGGAUUCACAAUGACAACAUUCACUUAAUAUCUGGACUUUUAUCAACUAAAUACAUACAACAAACUAUGAUGAACGGUGGUUUUGAGAUGGCUUAUUUUGAAUCAUGUUUCUGUAUUAUAGCAUAACGCAUAUCUUCAUUUUAAAAUGAUUUAUAUGUUAAACAUUUUGUUUGCCUUUUGAAUGUUACAGCCUUAUUUUGAGGCCCGCUCUCAGUCAUUUCUAAGCUGAAACCGCUGACAUCCCAGCUUUAUAUUUCAUAUUUUAUUAAAAGUCCUAUCUCACUGCAUAUCUUGGAUGCACAGCCUGCGCCCGUUUGAAUAUAAGUCUUCGAGAAAGCUCCAGUAAUCACAAUCAGCUUUCACAGAAACAAAACAUUCCCCGUGUAUCCAAGAACAUUUUAAGUUGCCUUACCAUUAUGAAUGAAAAGUUUCAUUAACCCUGUAUAGUAUGGACUAUACCACCAGGCUGAACUGCUUUAAGUUCAAGCCUUUUUGCUCUGAAUGUGUCACACUCAACCAGAUCACUUCAGCCACACAUAUGGAUGUGGAGCACAAAACAUGCCUCUGAUGGAUUGUGGUUUCAAAGAUCACAUGACAAUUAAACGACUAAACCCCAGACACGACACACGCGUCGUCCCAUGCUAAACACACAGUUGGUGUGCAUGCUCCAUGCAGAGGGUUGUGGGAGAAAAUAGAAAUGUUCCAAAGAGACGGCUGGCAUCUCGGCUGUCAUAUCUGGAAUUUAUUGGACUGUCUACUGUUUGGUUUUAGUUUUUGAUUUAUAGCUUGAUAAUAAGCUGUUUGGGACUUUAUUAUACUGUAGCUAUAGCAAACACAUUGAGGAUAGAUGUAGUUCUAUCAGGUGAAAAUCUGACCUCUAAGGCCAGCAUACACCAUGACGCUAAAUAGUUUUGUAAAUCAGGGAAACAGUGUCAGGAUAGCCUGUUACCAAAAGUUUGGGCAGAAAACAAAAACAACCAGAUGCGUAUCGCUCUUCCAUUUCACACUGCAGAAAAUGGAGCUAACAUGUGUGUGUUAUUUCUAUUAUUUCUAACAGCAGAGUUCUUUCAUACUAAGAACUGAUCUGAAGACUUCAUAUUUAAAAUUUGACCAAGUGGUAUUGCUAAAAUUAGAGGAUGUUUUUUUUGCAGUGGGCACUUGAUAGGUAGAGGUUUGAUGCCUUUUAUUUCUUCAAUCAAAAGUGGUGCUCUGAAAAAGCGUGAUUGGGGCUCAUUUUUUUAAAAGUAAGAGACUCAAGAAGUGUUUUGUAAAGAAUGAAAAUACUGACACUGUAAAUGCACUUUAGAGGGUAAAUCUAGCUGUUUUGUAGGCAGAAUUGGCUACAUUUUGUUCACAGGUCCAUUAAUGGACAAUUGUUGUCAGGUAUUUCAAAGGGUUUCAGUAGGAUAUGCUGGUAUUUUAUUUUAGUUUUGAGUUCCCAAUGCCAAGUUUGCUAACAUCCACGGGUUAACCAGUUCCAGUUACUCACUUCCAGUUUGUUUUGCAGUCUUGUAAAAAUAAAUGAUUAAUUACAUAUAUGAAAUGCUUAGCAAAACCUGCACAUUCUGUAUAUGUAAUUGAUAUUUAUAUAACUUAUUUUUGCCUCUUUUUUUUUUCAUAUUGACUGUAAUUAGCUGUACUAUAUGAAUAGCAAUACCUUCCUGCAAAAUGCAUAUUGCUUUAGCCAGUGAGGAACUACAGUAUGUAUUGUAAAAUAUGUGUACAAAUUAUUUUAUUUGGUUUUCAUCUACCUAAUGAUUGUCCAUACAGAUUUGCUUGUGUAUUGAAAGAACAAAAGUAAUGUCCAUAACUAUUUGUCAUUCUGAAAUAUAAUAAAAAACUGUUUCUUGCCAUA
This is a messenger RNA of Trematomus bernacchii (emerald rockcod), 7266 nucleotides long. RefSeq names its product SAM and SH3 domain containing 1a (gene sash1a). Gene Ontology annotation, molecular function: protein binding. The record is from RefSeq and is a predicted model, not a curated record. Lineage: Eukaryota; Metazoa; Chordata; Actinopteri; Perciformes; Nototheniidae. The transcript has 19 exons. Bases 950 to 4885 code for a protein of 1311 amino acids.